AUAUUCCAUGUACACGCAUUCUCCUAGCCGAAGAGUAGGGGAUAUCUGCAUUCUUCAAGCUUAUUAAACCACAACUCCCAGCAUUCCUCGCUCUUUCGCGGGGCUGCCGGGAGUUGUAGUUGAAGGCGCUUCUAAGGCGACGGGGGUUUCCAAUGGUCGGCCCGCGCCAGUCCUUCCUCUUCCUUGAAAACGUUGUCUCUAAGCCGAGGCGUCGGAACAUGGGAAAUAGAAAGGCGCGCGCUUGCGCGAAUGACGUUGACGUCGCCGCCGGGUUCGGUGUCACGGGUUUCUGCGUGAAGGAGGCGGAGCUCUGGAGGGGGAAAAAAAAAACCUGGAGGGGGCAGGGAGAGAAGAAGGUCUGGCUGGAUAAGGUGACGGCCGCGGGGUGGGGGGGCAGCUGUGGUAUCCUUCCCCCUGCCCCUCGCCCGCGGGAGUGCCCGGGUCUUUCAGCCGCCGCCUUUUCUCUGCGACCGUACCCUCACGCAGCCUGCAGCGUUCGCUUUCCUGUGGGGCGAGGGGCCGCCGGGCCUGCUCCCCGUCUCCCCCUUUCAACGCCAUCCUCCCGUCUUCACGCGGCAGGGCCAAGGAGCAUCUCGGGUCUCCGGUGAAAAUCGAGAACCUGGACCAUCACCCCUCUCCCUCGGCGGCUUGGGCCCGAAGCCUCCAGUCUGGGGGAAUUCUACUCCUUCCUUUCUCCCCCCCCCCCACUCGCGCGCCUUAAUUCUGCCCCACAGGCAAUAAAAGAAUUCUAAUGGGAGCACUGUUCUGAAAUUCAGUUUUGCUGGAUGCCAUUAUGGAUGAACAGCAAGCUUUGAAUUCAAUCAUGCAGGAUUUGGCAGUUCUUCAUAAGGCAAGUCGUCCUACUUUGCCACUUCAAGAAAUGGGAAAGGGAAAGUUAACUUCACCCAAAAAACAGAAUGAUGUACGAGUCAAAUUUGAACAUCGAGGAGAAAAAAGAAUCCUACAGUUUUCUAGACCUAUCAAGCUAGAAGAUCUUGCAUCAAAAGCUAAAGUUGCCUUUGGACAGUCCAUGAAUUUGUAUUACAGCAAUAAUGAGCUGGUAAUUCCAUUAGCUAUCCAGGAUGAUCUGGACAAAGCUGUGGAGCUCCUUGAUCGCAGUGUUCACAUGAAGAGCCUAAAGAUACUGCUUGUUGCUCAUGGAAACACACAGAAUAACAUGGAUCCCUUGUCAUCAUUAGAAGAUUUGGAUAAUACAGUUUUCAGAGUGACAGAAAAGAAAAACAGGAAUUCUGUAAUAGGUUAUACUCGUGACAGCAGCUCUCCUCCUCCUGGAUACAUUCCAGAUGAUCAUGUGGCACGGAAUGGAUCAUUCACUAGUAUCAAUAGUGAGGGCGAGUUCAUUCCAGAAAAAGACUUAAUGUUGGAUCCAUUAUCACUAAGUAGCCCUGAAAAUUCUGGCUCAGGAAGUUGUCCUUCACUUGAUAGCCCUUUAGAUGGAGAGAACUACCCUAAGUCCCGGAUGCCAAGAGCUCAGAGCUAUCCUGAUAACCAUCAAGAAUUCUCUGAUUAUGACCUUCCAAUAUUUGAAAAGUUUGUCAAAGGUGGAACUUAUCCUCGGUAUCAUAUUUCAUACCAACAUCAAGAAUACAAUGAUGGUCGUAAAACUUUUCCAAGAGUUAGAAGGACUCAAGGAAACUGCUUACGCACUCCAGUAAGUUUCAGCCCAACUGACUAUUCAUUGAGCACAAGCAGCGGGAGCAGCAUUUUCACUCCAGAAUAUGAAGAUGGACGAAUGCGGAGAAGAGGAAGUGAUAUAGAAAAUCCUACCUUGACAGUAAUGGACAUCAGUCCUCCCAGCCGCUCCCCACGUGCUCCAACUAAUUGGGUACUUGGUAAACCGCUUGGCCAAGGUGCAUUUGGUAGAGUUUAUCUAUGCUAUGAUGCAGACACAGGACGAGAACUAGCUGUUAAACAAGUUGAGUUUGAUCCUGACAGCCCAGAGACCAGUAAGGAAGUAAAUGCCCUUGAAUGUGAGAUUCAGCUUCUGAAAAAUCUGCUACAUGAAAGAAUUGUUCAGUAUUAUGGCUGCUUAAGGGACCAUCCAGAAGGAACGCUUUCUAUAUUCAUGGAAUAUAUGCCAGGGGGCUCAAUUAAAGAUCAGUUGAAGGCAUAUGGUGCUCUCACAGAGAAUGUGACUCGGAAGUAUACUCGCCAGAUCCUGGAAGGAGUUCACUAUUUGCACAGUAACAUGAUUGUACAUAGAGAUAUUAAAGGAGCAAAUAUUCUUCGUGACUCUGCAGGCAAUGUUAAGUUGGGUGAUUUUGGUGCCAGCAAACGGCUUCAAACAAUUUGUUUAUCUGGUACGGGAAUGAAGUCUGCUACAGGAACUCCAUACUGGAUGAGUCCAGAAGUGAUUAGUGGGGAAGGAUACGGAAGAAAAGCAGAUAUUUGGAGUGUAGGCUGUACAGUUGUUGAAAUGCUCACUGAGAAGCCACCCUGGGCAGAAUUUGAAGCAAUGGCUGCCAUUUUUAAAAUUGCCACACAGCCAACCAAUCCCCAGCUGCCACCUCACGUCUCAGACCACGGUCGGGAUUUUCUAAAGCGGAUAUUUACUGAGGCUAAGUUGCGACCAUCUGCAGAUGAACUGCUGAGACAUACAUUUGCACAUUAUCACUGAUGGCCUGCCUCAAUCCCUCUCACCUACUGCAUUUUUUACUGCACUUUUUUUUAUACAGAGUUGAAAAAAGACAAGGGAGAAGUUAUUUCUCUUGAUUCUUUCUUUCAUAUAAAAUUGUUAAGAUCUCUCUGCAUAUUUAGAAUGCAGACUUUUUCCCAUUUAGAAUCUCCUUUGUUUCAGUAAUGUACUGAUGUGGUUUGCAUAAAGCACUUUAGUACAUAUUCAUUCCUUAUUUAAGGGGGUAAAGAAUUUAUUUGGACCAUCAGGAAUCAUGUAUAAGGUUUUCCCCAUCCCUAUUCCCUUGGCAAGCACUGCUAAUUAACUCCCAAGGCUGGGAAGGUAUACAUGUCACUAGCAGAUUUCAGAAAAACAGUAUAUAUCCAGUGGUUGCAGUGUAAAAAUAGAUAACAAAGAGCUCUCAAUUAUAUUUGAGCUUUGAAAUAAGUUUCAUCUGUGAUUCUGGAAAUUCAUUUAGAAGCUAGAAUCUCAGGUUGCUGAGCAAGGUACAUUUUGGAAAAUAAACCAUCAUAUUAGCACAAAAAUGUAAACAAAAUAAGUGUUUUCUGCUUUGAAGAUAAGAAGCCUGUUGUUUAAUAGUGCUAGUGCAUUAAUGUUGUCUAUCCAGAAUCAUAGAUAAACAGAUUGCUGUAGUAUCAGACUUCUCUAAAGUUAAACGUCCACAUAUCAUGCAACAAACUGAUUUUCAGGGUUGGAAACAGUUGAUCUGUGAGGAGUCUAAUGGGUAGAAUGAAGUUUAUUUUAUGCAACAUAAUUCUGCUCAUAUUAAUUAAGAAUAUGUUCCAUAUUCUUUCUUCUGUCCCAAAUAUUCUUCUGGUUCCCUAAAAUAUUUUAUAAGGUCCAGGGCUUUUUUCCCCCUCUACUGUGAGUUUUAUCAUAAAGUACUUAAGGUAGAAUGAGCAGGAGUGUCAAUAUAUAGUUUCUCUUUCUGUUGCUGCUGAACUGAAUUCUGUGUCUGAGAUGCAUAUUUUAUUUGUCGAACCACCUUUGCAUAAUCUGACUAACUUGCACUGGGUUGACUGUCUAGAAUUAACUUUGCAGGUUGCAAAUGCCUUAUUAAUUUGCAUUGGAAAAGCAAAUUUGGUAGAAUGAGAUCUGGAAGUUCCCAUAUGUAUCUAUACCAUAUAAUUCAGUUACAGCUGAAGAAGAAGGAAUACGUAAUACAGAUAGAAAAAAAAGACCUUUUCACUCCCAGUUGUUUUUUUAAAUUUAUUUAUUUAGAUGUUUUACUUUUGAUUUAAAUAAUAAUAAAGGAAUAAUUAGAUUUGGGAUUAUUAUUCCAAUUGUUUCAACCCAUAUUUGGACAUGUAUUAACAAUAGAAUUGUAGAAUGUAUGUUUGCUGACUGGCCCUUUAGGAUUGUCUAACAUCAAACAAUAAAAGUAACAGGAAAAUGGGAAAGAUGCUUCCAUUUUCCAGAAGUGGUAUUGUAAACAGUACUAUUAAUUGUUUCCUAGGCUUUCUGCAAAAUGUUCAAAGCAAGUCAAAUUAUAUGAAGGAAAAUAGAUACUGUAAUGAUGCUAUUAAACCUGACCAACAAUUACAUAUAAAACAUAAGUUACAUAAGUAUGAAUCAUAAAUUACAUAUACAAUAUAAAGGUACAUAUGUGAUUUAUGAUUCAUACUUACAUAAUGCUCCUGGCACCUUAAUCAUGACCUGGUAACCUGAGUUUACAAUCUUUAUUUAUUGUUAAAAUAAGUUCAGAUAGAUAAAGCCUGUACUUCUGGAAAGCAUCUCUUAGACAUGCUGAAGAGAAGUAGGCAGCCCUAAUCUAUAUAGUCUUUCCCCAACUAAAAUGUAAUUUCAACAGCAGAUCACCAAUAAAUAGAAAUGUAUUUUUUCCAUUUUUUAUAGAACUAGGGAAAUCUUUUAAUCUUAAUAUCCCAAAAUCAACAACCACCAAAGAAUUGUACAAAUAAUAAUCCUAGCGUUAUACAUUUUGGUGUUGUUGCUGCCCUGUUGAUUGCAGCAAUAAGCUGCAGCCAUUAAAUAUGGCUUUUGUUAUUGGAAGUUGACCAUAUGUUGUUAAGAAUACAUGGAACAUUGCUUACGCAUUAGUCUAUAGUUGUAAGAGAAUUUAAAUUGGAGAAGCAAAUGCGGCUUGAACAAAAUUUGAGCAAAUCUCUAAAUAAUACAACUUAUUAAUUGUUUUCUAAGGGUCUUAAUUAUUGACUUUUGAAAAUAACAGAAAUGUUUCUAUAAGGAGGUCAGGAUUAUUUUUCUAAAGGUGUGCUUAAAAUUUACGAUAGCAUGUAAAAAGGAAUCAUCAUUGUCAUGACUCCUUUCUUGUAACCCUUCAGUCUGUUAUGGUUCUGUAUAGAGCUGUGUUAUCCUACAUCUGAGUACAGGCUAUAUUUUCCUGGUCCCUGUAAGGAAGCACUGUAAGAUUCUGAAUUUGCUAAACUGCCAUCAAGCUAUAGCUAUGCAAAUUAUGUAAAACGUGAACAUGUGCAUCAUUUGGUCCCGAGUAGAUUAAAAGGAGAGACCACAAGAGAAGUCCUCCUCCCACAUUUAUCAAGGUGUAUAUGUAUAUUUAAUAGUUUUAUCAAAAUUCUGUGCUCUGCUCAAUUAACAGGGCUUUGAAAUGUUUAAAAUCUAGCAGUCAGACAAUCAUUGCAGCCUCUGAGUGACCUCUGACAGCACUGUUGCACCAGUUCAAAAUUGUUGAAUGAAAAUAUUUGCUCGUGUAGACUUAUUUUGAAGACCAGUUUUAAUGAACCUUCCACUUAUUUUAGAAGGUAGUAUCUAAAGCAACAAUCCUAAAUGCAUUAAGGAAUAAGUUACACUGAAUGCAGUGAUAUUUUUUUCUUUUUAGCAAAUAUGCAUAGGAUUAAGCUGUUGGAUUUUUUUUUCUCCAAAUCUGAAGCAGAGCCUUAAAUUAUUUUUUGCAAGGAGACAGGAAUUAAACUCCGUCUAGAAAUUUCUAGCUUAAAUGGCAACACUAAUCAGCUAUACAUUUAAACAAAUUUACAAAGUCCUGUUUCAGCUGUAAAACAUGAACUUGAUACUGUUGGAAUAGAAUCACUGGCUGCCUCUCCUUGCUCUUUUACUUCAUAAAUAACAGCCUGUUUAUGGUGCUUUUCUGCUAUAAUUUAAUCUCUCUUGGAUCAGCUUUAUCCCACCAUGCCUUUUUGGAGUUUAGAAGUUUAGAGCAAUGAGUUCUUAAAAUUAUACUAGGACAGUGAGGGCGAUAGGCUCGGCAUGCCAAAAAUUCAGAAAAUGCUAACAUUGACUUUGCUGGCAUGUCACAUCCCCCCCCCCCAGUCAGAGAGGCCUGUCUUGACUCCCCUCUAGAUUCUCCUCAUUCUGUGGAAGACACAUAAGAGAGCCCUGCUCUUGGAGGGUCUCUGAAGCCUCAGAAAAGUCACCCAGAGCAUUCUUGUGUGAUUUUCUGAGGCUCCAGAGGCCUUCCAAGAGGAGAGUCUUCUUAUGCAACUCCUAGAGGGUCUGGAGGCCUGAUGUAUCACCAAAAAUGACAUGGCAUGUCAUAGGCUGAUUAUCAACAGGUCUGAUGUUUACGUGAUGUAUGAUACUGUGGUAACAACUGGGACAGAGGGUAAAUAUGAUUAUGUAGAAAGUGUUGACUUUCUUCUUGUCCCUGAUUUGGGGUGUGAAAUAUGUUUUUUAUACAAAAUAGUAAGUGCUCCAACUGAACUUUGGAAAAGGAUUGUUUCUUUUGUCAAUUUAUUAAACAAAUGCAUAAGAAUAGCUCAUGAAUUUGUGAAUCCCCAAAGAGAGAAGUAAUGUGAAAUUUGCAAAAUUCUACAGCUCUAAAAUGUUUAAAAGUAAUAAGGUCCUUAAAAUGGCUAUAAUUCUAUGGAGUAGACAGGUACGAGACCACUCAGUAUUAUGUGGAGUAAAAAAAAGAUAUUAGAUGGCUUAAAUUCAUGCAGAACAAGAUAUGUAAGAGGCAAUACUUUUUGCUAAUAAAUUAGAAAAAACCCAGAAAUUUAGGCAAUUAGAAUUUAAUAUAUUCUGAACAGGAAUAAUUUUGUGAUCAAGUUGUUCAAAUAUGGAUGAGUGUAGGAGUUGCUUUAGGUAAACAAAAUGGCGAUACAAUAGCCCUUUGCCUUUCUAAAGUUAUGUGCAAUUUAAAAUAUAAUCCUUAUCAAAAUACCUGAGUUAUAAGAUUUAUUUUGCUGUGUAUAUUUUACAUAUAAUUUCUAUACAGAACAAUAUUACAAUGACCCUAAACCUAUAUUUUAAGUGUGUUUAUAUUUGAAGUAGCAUGGGAUAUUUCUAUCCAUGCUAUUUUUUUAUUCUAGGGAGCUAAAGAUACACUAGGGACCCAUAAAAUGCAGGUGACAUUUCCAUUUUAUUUUGUGCUUUGUUUAAACAUUUGCAUAACUUUAGUCUCAGUACUUCUAUUACCAAAAGGUAAUAAUGUGAUCUCAAAGAUAAUGUCUAGUGCAGGUUAAGAAUUAGAAAAUCUUGUAAUGUCCAAAGAAGUAUCUUGGAAGUAGGCAGAGUCCAAAAUUGUAGAUAACUUGCCCAGAUUGCAGGGCACUUUGUGCUGCUCACAUCCAUAGUGUGGCUGAGGGAGAAAGAGAGAGAGAGAAAAAAUGCCAGCAGAGUAAGAAUGACAGCUGUGCCUUCUUUUAAUAUUGUGUUUUGUCUUGACAAUGACAAUAUAAAAGUGCUUCAGAAAAAAGAUAGAUAUAAAGAGGAUUCCUAAACACUUCUAAUACCAGCUGUAGUGGAGGGAGGUAGCUCAGUUACUAAUGGUUUACCCUUAAACCACAAGGGUCAGUUUCCAGCAAUUUAGCGUGUAGUUAUUGAAGUACACACCCAGUUUUUGGUAUGAAUUUGUAAUUAAAAGUUUACAAAACAAAACAAAAAGCAGAGUAAUUGACAGCAAGCUUGCUAUUACAAUUCAAGCCAAAUUUUGAUCAUUUUCAUUACAUUUUCCUUGGACUUCCAACAAAUGAGGCUGGGGACAGUUUAUGUGAUUAUAGGCAAAAGUCUCCUAACUAGAAACUUUUAAUAAGUAUAUCAAUGUAGCUAGAAAGAAAACACUAAUAUAAAAAUACUUACGUUUCUGAAUAUCUAACGUGAUAUUUAGAAUCCUUCAAAGUUUGCCAAUACAAAUUGUGUCUGUUUGCAGUGAUUUGUAAGCUAUUAUUUUUUAGUCUUAGAAUUUCAAAAGUAUAAACAUAUAUAAGAUCAUGAAACAAAAGCUUGCAAAUGACUGCUUUCUCAUAAAUAUUAUUAAAUAAUAUUUCAAAGUCUAUAUAUUCUUUAUAUUAUUAAAAUGAUUAUGAGAAAAUGGUAUGGGAAUAUGUUAUGUUCAAAUAAUUAUUCUAAAAUGAAACUGGAAACACUAAAGGGAAAGUUUGAUAUCCCUCAGAGCUGAGUAGACAUAAGCUACAUAUAGCACAUAAUCAUGUCUUUAUUUGUCUUAAAAAUGAAAAAAAAUGUGUAGCUGGCUUUUCUGCUACAUGAAAAAUAAUUCAGUAUAUUAUUUUUCAGCCCAUUUGUGCAAGUUUUAAUAUGUGUCCAACUGCAUUAGAAAUCAUUUUUGAAACUGCAGAUGGUUCAAACCCAGGUGUGAAGCAUAACUAAAAUUCAGAAAGAAAAAUGCAGGGUCAUACUUAGAUGCUAUAUCUCUGGGUAUAAUCCUGAAUAGUUGUGCCAAUCAUAAAUCCAAACAUUCAUUUCUUUCUUUCCAUGUAUGACAUGGGGCACCCAUCAAAGGUAGUUCUUGGAGCACUAGCUUCCUAGCAGCCAUAGAUACACAUAGCACGUAACAAGCAUUUUUCUAAACCACAAAUUAAAUUAAGCGUUUUAAUGUGGUGAAUUUAUUUGUAUUUUACAUCUUGAAGCCUGAUAUUUUUCAUGAAUUUGAAAGUGACAGGGAGGCUUGGCAUGAAGUCUGACCAGUACCUUCAGAUAUAUAGGAUUUAGAUUAAGAAAAUAGAUGUUUUGAUAAAUUAGAAAGCCUAAAAUCUUUAAAAAAAAGAUCAUGAUGAUCUCCCUGAUGAAAUUUUAAUUUUUAGAAUAAGCUUUACUCCUUAAUUUUUAAGAAGUAUGGAUUACACACGUUGGAUUAAAAUGUUCUUGUUAUACUAACAAAGCAUUCAAAGACAUCUGAGUGCCUUUAUCUUUAUGCCUUAAGUUUAUUUUCUUAGCACAUUGAUUACAGAAAAGGUUCAAAUCAUAUAGGACCACUUACUAAGUAGCAUAAUAAAUUUUCCCUUUCCCUUUUAAAUUAAUUAGGGAGUAUUUGCAACAAUAAUUUUUAUCAGAGUUAUAACUAUAUAUAGACUUGCAAGUCUUGCUUUUAAAAAUACUGAUAGUAUGUUAAACCUUUAUCCAACCAAGUAUGUUAUUAGUUUUAAACUAAGCUGUUAAAAAUAUUCCAAGUUCACUAAUUUCAAAUAGAGAUGUUAAUAGCACUUAAACUUAGAUAUGAUUGUAUUCUUUAUUCUUAACCCUAGAACUGGUAAAUUCUGCAAUAAGGGAGUUCUACGUACAUGCAGAUUAUUUAAUUCUAGAAUAAUCAGCAGCUCAAGUGAACUGAGAAUGAUUUUAGUGGUGCUUUCUUUUAAGAAAGUAUUUGCUUAAAGCAAGCGACAGUAUUGGUUUUGAAUAGGAAAAUCAGAUGUGAUUUCAAAUAAAGUACCGUAUAUACUCGAGUAUAAGCCGAGUUUUUCAGCACAUUUUUUGUGCUGAAAAACGUCCCCUCGGCUUAUACUCGGGUCUAUACGGCUUAUACUCAAGUUUUUUUUUUUUUUUUAAGCCCCUCGGCUUAUACUCGAGUAUAUACGGCUUAUACUCGAGUUUUGUUUUUUUUUUUUUCCACAUUUUACCGGACUGAAGCCCUGCCGGUGCAGUGAGAGGGCGGGGCGGGGGAGCCGCCAGCCUUCUCAGCUGAGGGAGGGAGGGUUUCCCCAACCGGUAGGUGCCUCAUUUCCCACCCUCGGCUUAUACUCGAGUCCCCAGUUUACCCCAGUUUUUGGGGUAAAAUUGGGGACCUCGGCUUAUACUCGGAUCGGCUUAUAUUCGAGUAUAUACGGUAUUUGUAUUCUAUUAAUGCCAUGUAGCUUUAAUAAGGACAAAUCUUGUUCCUCCCAUUGUCCAGAUUCAGUGUAGAAUUCAGUAAUUUUCAGUAACUUUCAACCAACUUCAGUAACUUUCAACCAACUUUGCAGUAGUGUCUGACAUUUAAGAAAAUUGGUCAAAAAAAUUCUAAUAUAUUUGAUUUUUUUUUUUAAAAAUGAAAUUUAUUGAACCUAUAGAGAAGUACAGACUUUUAUGCUUGAAUGUAUAUCUCUAAGGUGAGAGGUUUUUUAAGCAAAGGUAUUACCGUCAACAUACCAGUACAGGUUUGUUUGUGUACUUAUUAUGUAUAUGUUAGCAAAUUACUGAAAACCAAAGCUUUUAUACUCCUUAGGUACAGCCAAAAGCACUAUUUAUCUAGUUUAGUGGCUGUUAGCAACUUUCCUUGAUUUCUAAGUUGUGCUGGAUAUAUUUAUUAUUAUGGCUCUCCCAGCACAGAUGUAAUCCAAGUGGCUCCUUGAGCAGUAAUAUCCUACAAUUAUACCCACCAUGCUUUUGGAUAUUUAAAUGUGUUCUGGGGUCAUAAAAUGCAGUCUUUUUGGAAUCAAAGCCUUACGAUCCCGGGUACUACUCUAUACUAUUUUGGGAGCUAGUUCAGUGUAAAAUAUGUAGAUUCCAAUUGAAACGAGAGGGGGGGGGAGAGAGAGAGAGAGACAGAGACGAUCGGGUACAGAAAGUAAAGUAGAUAUAGCCCUUAAGGGAAAAUGAAGGUACUUAUCCAAAAUCUAGCUUUAUGUGGAAAGUAGAAAAAUUAGCUCAGAAUGAAAAAUGCUGCAGUUACAAUAUAGACUAAAAUUUCAUCUGAAGCCUUUUCAAAAGUAAAGAAAUAUUUUUAAUGAAUUUAAACAUUGGCUUAAAUAUAUUGUAUUUGUCAUUGGCCUUUGAACUGUGGAGUUAUAUUUUAUAAUGGAUAUAUUGAGUAUAUCCUAAAUAUACCCACUAGGUUAGAUUGUACUUGCGGAUGAUAUAUAGGCCCAAUCAGAACAAUCAUUGGUUUCAUUAACUCUCUAGGGCAAUUUAUUCUCAUAUCCAUUAUAUUAAUCAGACCUUUGGACAUAUUCUGUAGCAGAUAAUGAAGACCAUUACUAUUUGGAAGGUAUAUUUGAAAUGGUGCAAUAUUCACACAGCUGUGAUCACGCCGAUUCCCCUUUGAUCGUGUGAAAAUAGUCAUACGGCUGCAGAGAAAUGUGCACCUGGCAAAUGAUCCUGUAUAUAAGCACAGCAACUCUAUUUUAAUUAUUAUAAUUACAAAAUGAAAUGGAAAUGUUGCAGUCUAUAUCAACCAUGAAAUUGAGCAUUUGGCUUAUACAGAAGGAAUUUUGAAUGCAAGUAUCUGCCAAACAAGUGUGUUAAUUAUAAUGAUUUUCCAAAUUUUUCAGUCUUAAAUUGGAAAACAAAUUCUUCUUAGUGAAAAAAAUCUAAUAAGCAGUCCUUAUACCAUUUUUAACAUACAGUACGCUGCCUUAGAAAAGAAGGAAGAUUUUUUUUUAUUAUCUAUGAGGAUAAUUAUCUAAACUUCAGCAUCUUUUAUAAGAGAGGCUGGAGGCAGGUUCUUUUGUCAGGCUGUACAAUGUAAAGUCAGUGACUGCUUUGACUAUAUUAUGCCAUUCUUAAUAGAUGGAUAGUAGAUGAAACCAAAUGGAAAUUUUAAAAAUCCCAUAUAGAACAGUAUUUUGUCACAGCUCAAGAGAACAUAUCUUGACAACUUGAUAGCGGAUUCACAAACUUUGUAAACAUGAAAAAGUAGGAUUGUAUUUCAUUUGUAUGUGUGUAGCUCCUAAAAGGGACGCGAUGGCUCAGGGGCUAGGACGUUGAGCUUGUCGAUCGAAAGGUCGGCAGCUCAGCGGUUUGAAACCCUAGUGCUGCUGUGUAACAGGGUGAGCUCCUGUUUCUUGUCCCAGCUUCUGCCAACCUAGCAGUUUCGAAAGCACGUAAAAAUGCAAGUAGAUAAAAUAGGGACCACCUUUGGUGGGAAGGUAACAGCCUUCCGUACGCCUUUGGCGUUGAGUCAUGCUGGCCACAUGACCACGGAGACGUCUUCGGACAGCACUGGCUCUUUUGCUUUGAAAUGGAGAUGAGCAUCGCCCCCUAGGGUCGGCAACGACUAGCACGUAUGUGCGAGGGGAACCUUUACCUUUACUUAUCUUUUAGCUCCUAAAAUCGAUGACACAUUGAAGGCAAAAUCCCAAUGAAAUCUCAAUUUAGGACAGAAGCUUGCUUUUAUUGUUAAUUUGGGUUUAACAAUGUGCAUAAUAUGUGAUUAUUGCUGUGGCAAGGAAUGUGAAAUGACUUGAAAUUAAAUGUAUUUCUUUGAGAGGAACAAAAAGACUGAUCCAUAGACAUGGGGAGAUUAUGCCAAGAUUCCUGCAUGGGGAGGGAGUUGGCUUAAAUGGUCUCCAAGGUCUCAUCCUCUUUUUUGUAAUCUGAUUUCUUUCUCCAUUAACAUUUUACCAUAUUCUAUCUGACCUUGUUCUUGAGAAGUCCCUGAUUUGAAGGUAUAUUUUUGAGGGGACACAAGGGCUGCAGCAUAAGAAAGUGGGAAUGUCUUCCUUUGUGAACAGAGGUGUCUGAUUGACCUGAUAAAUAUACCAGGCAUAAAAGGUCAAAUUGUAGGAAUUUACAAUAAGUAGAGAAUAUUGGCCUAGCAUCAAAGUCCUUUUAAAAUUAUACAGGGUAAAUGUUAAAGUUUUCAUUCAAGUACUUUAUAUUUUUCAUUUGGAUUGUUUUUGGCCAUUACUUUAUUUAUUUUGCUAAUUUUAAAUUUUGCUACAUUCUGCCUAGAAAAUAUUUAUUCUAAAAGACAAUUUAUCUUUAAAAAUGAACUAUGUAUUUUGUUUCUUGUUCUGCCCCUUUCCCUCCUGUGAGUGGGCAUUACACAUUAAGCUAGAUUAAAUGGGUUAGAGAUGGAUUGUAGUUUCCAUCUAAGUAUUUCUGUACUAUCUUUUCCCCUCGGUAUAAAUAAUCAAAUAUUAUUACAUUCUGAAAAUAAGUUUACAGCUUAAGGGGAAAAGGAGACUUAGUAUAAUGAGCCAAAGUAUUCCUUGUGCCAUAGCAAAUUAAAACAUUGCACAUACUCAGUCUCAUCAUUCCGAACAAUUUAGAGUCAUAGUCUCUUUGGUGUCUUAGGACAAUGAAUAUUAAAAACAGGCAAGCAAGUGAGCAAACCUGAGAUUUCAGAGCUCCUGGAAUCUUAGCAGCAUUUUUAUCUUGAAAGUGCAAACUUUUCAUAUCUCAAACGAGAAUGUACAUAGCAAACCUAUUACAUUCCUUUGGGAAUAGGUGGGGAAUUAUAUAAAUGCUCUCUAGUACAGUUUUUUGUUUGUUUCUCCCCUUAAACACAAACACACAAAAACUAAUAAUUUUUCCAACGGUGUUUCAUUGUGACAUAUUCAAACUUAAAUGAUUGACUUACAAGGGAGAAGUGGUUUAUAUUACUGGGUGUUAACAAUCUGCAAUGGGGGACAAUUAGAAUUACUUUCCUACAAAGUUUACUGGGUCUGUAUUUUGAGAAACCUCAGAAAUGAAGUAAUGUCAAUAAUGGGAAUAUUCAGAGUUAACGUGUUUAGAAUUAUUCAAUUUUAUUAACUUCACAUACCAUCUAUCCCCAUGCAACCCCACACAUGUAUGCACAUGUGCACCCAACAGGCACAUAAUCAGUUUUUUAAAAUAUAUAAUGCUUUCUUUUGGAACAGGGUCUAAAAGCUCAAUUUCACGUUGCUUGCUUUUUCUAUGAUUGUUUUGCUAAUAUCACCAGUUUAAAACUUGAUACUUUUAACUGUAAAAAAGAAAUAGAUUACCACAAUUAUGAUACGUUCAUACUGUCAUACCUCUAGCAAGUGUCACUAUAUAUGAGGAAGUCAGUGGCAGACUCAUUUUUCAAAAAGCUAUGAAUAAUAAUAUAUAAAUCUUAUCCUUUUGAUCUAAUGUACAUUUUUAUGCAGCUGUCAAAUUCUCUAUUUAAUCCCUUUAUUUCUCUAAAUGUUUUUACUCUCUGUUUGAAUGCUGGGCACAGUUUGUAACGUAAUACACAAUGGUAUUUUUUUCUAUCGAUGUUGACUCUUUUGCACAUUUUUUGAAAAUGUUUAAUUUGUACACUGAUUUAAUACUCUGACCAACUGUUAUAGAGUGUAUGCAAAAAAUGUAUGUGUGCAAUGUACUACUGUCUUGAAUGUAUGAGGAUUUUCUAAUUCAGUAUAAAUGUAUGUCAACUUCUGGCUUUAUCUUGGUUGAGGAACUCAGGACAUUAACGUUGCUUACUAGUUGUAAAUUGUAAAUCUAAUCCAACAACUUGGUUGCAUCUAAGCAGUUUAUUCUCUCUUUUUUCCACACAUGCACGCACACCCACAUGCACACAAAUCAUUCCAUUUGUGAACAAGGAUUUUCCAGCUCACUUCAUACUGUUGGAAUAUACCAAUCAAAUAUUGGCAAUAGAUUGCAACAUAAUUGGUUUAAAAUAGCAGUUAACUGAGUUUUCUCUUUCCUGUCUUUAAUGUAAGUCUUUUCACAUUCAGUUUUGAGUAUUUGACCAUUAUUUGAGUGGAAAAUUGGCCAAAUGCCAAAUUGUUUCACUUAUGUGUGAUGAGAAUGCAUGCAAACUUUUCAGAAAUAUGAAGCAACUAAGAAACACUGCUUGCAUGAAACUUCAUGCACUCAUCAAAGCCUCGGUAAACUUUGGGUUGUGGCAAAGAUGUCUAACUUUCAAAAAUAAGGUAUACAAAAAUGCCUUCAAUGUACUGUGUUUUCUCUUUCCAACAGACUCCACAGAUUCAUUUCUACAUUUUUAAAUAAUUUUUUUAAAGGUACUGCAUUUAGUUAGAUAAAUAUAUAAAAGCUUUGAAAGAUAAUUUACUAGAUAAAUAUAUUUUCAGCUGGCUGAUGUUCAGAAAAUAUUUUUUUAAUUUUUGUUUUUAACCAUUCAAAAUGUAUUUGUAUUUCCAGAAUUGGACAUGAAUUGUAUAUUAAAACACUCUGGCUGGACAAUGGUUUGGUUUGUCUUGUAAGGAUUGUAUCUCUCUCUCUCUCUCUCUCUCUCUCUUUCUCUUUUUUCCAAAAAAACCCCUGAAAAGUGUUUCCUUGAUACAGAGAAUAGUAAUGCUGCUCUGCAAAGCUGAAAGCAAUCUUUGAAUUUAUAGCUGCUUGAAAAAAUUGAGACACAUAACCAGUCUUAGAAAAGUCAGAUGAUGUUUUUAUUGCCUGUUCCCUUUUGUUACAAUGAAUGUUAUGUCUCCCUCUGGACCUUAAAUCUUUCCUUGUUUUCUGGUACUGGGAAAAUUAAAGCAUAUUGAGGGUACUAGCAGAAUACCAAUGUUUAAAUUUAAGUUGACAACCUAGUUUGAAAGAAUCUUUAUUAAUGAUUAAGACGUACCAACUAUAAGGUUGGGAAAUAGAGCACUGGGGAUCUCAAGAAUCGACAUAAAACUGGUAUUCUUUUUUUUAAAGAGUGUACUAAUGGCCUGGUAUGGUGUGGUUUGUUCCAUUGUUCAUGCACAUUAGGACUUUGUUGUAGUGCUUGUACAAAAUGUAUAAUUUUUUAUUUUUUUUUAAAGUAUGUAUUUAUCCAUUAUUUUCCUGCUGGUAAAUGGCUUUUUAUUUUAUUUUGGGGUCUUUAUCAAAUAUAAAGUAAGCCAUGCUUUUAUUAUCUUGUGUUUGACCAAAUGACUUUGUUUUAUGAAAUGUGUAUAUUGCUGGUACACAUCUUCGUUCAGAACGAUUGUGCAUGACGACCUGCAAGAAUUAAUACAAGAAAGAUUUUUUUUCCUUCCAUGUUAUUUCAUUCUGGAAAGGUUAUGGUGCAAAGGUAUACUGGAUGUAACCUUAUGAGCUUAUGGAAUGACUAUAGAUAAUGGCACUUUUAAGUGUUAAUAAAACAAAUAUUUAUUUCCAA
Molecule: messenger RNA, 15599 nt
Organism: Ahaetulla prasina
Lineage: Eukaryota; Metazoa; Chordata; Lepidosauria; Squamata; Colubridae
Gene: MAP3K2
Product: mitogen-activated protein kinase kinase kinase 2
Exons: 17
Coding region: 794-2638 (614 amino acids)
Biological process (GO): protein phosphorylation
Molecular function (GO): protein kinase activity; protein binding; ATP binding
Source: RefSeq, a predicted model, not a curated record